Messenger RNA from Exophiala bonariae, 1122 nucleotides. RefSeq lists its product as uncharacterized. Gene Ontology annotation, cellular component: intracellular anatomical structure. The transcript is spliced from 2 exons. The record is from RefSeq and is a predicted model, not a curated record. Gene Ontology annotation, molecular function: oxidoreductase activity, acting on NAD(P)H, oxygen as acceptor. NCBI's taxonomy places the organism in Eukaryota, Fungi, Ascomycota, Eurotiomycetes, Chaetothyriales, Herpotrichiellaceae. The coding region runs from base 1 to 1122 and encodes 373 amino acids.
AUGAAUACUCAAAAUUCCCUCAAAGCCCUGCGUCGACUGGCCACCACAUCGGUUCGAGUACCCCGCUCGACAUUGAAUACCCAGCCUGGUCUUCGCGGGUUCUCAACGACGCCGGUAGGCUCAUUACGCUUCACAUCCCUCCAGCACGACAAAUCCGAUCCAUAUCACAAGUCGAGCACGGAUGCAACAGGGACAAGUGCAGGGCCUCACGAAGGAUCUGCUUCAAGAACCGAUCGUGAGAUCAUCGUCGAGUAUCCCGACGAUGAAAAGGUCUUUGACCAGCACGAGCGCCCACUCCGAGGGUUUGGUGGAGUGCAGAAUGCCAGGACACUUCCCACGUUCUCCCUAGAAGGGCGCACGGCGGUUGUGACUGGCGGAGCAAGAGGCUUGGGCUUGGUGAUGGGACAAGCGCUUGUGAACUCCGGCAGUGAUUUAGCAAUUGUGGAUCUGAACAAGGAGGAAGGCGAAAAGCAGGCGGCCGAGAUCGUUCGUUUGUUCAAGAAGGAUUUCCCUGACGAGAAACCUCCAAAAGUGACUGCGCACUAUUCAGAUGUCUCCGACCCCGAUAGUGUGACAGAUUGCAUCAACGAAGUCAUCUCGAAGCAUGGCAAGAUUGACCACCUGGUCACGUCUGCCGGCUUCACUGAGAAUUUCUCCGCAGAAACUUACCCAUAUGAUCGAAUCAAGAAACUUUGGGGUGUGAACGUCGAUGGAACAUAUCUUUUCGCAACCGCAGUGGCGCGGCAUUUGAUGGAGCGAGGCAACAUCACUCACGGAAGUAUAGUCAUGAUUGGAAGCAUGUCUGGCGCAGUUGUCAACGUCCCUCAACCACAGGCUCCUUACAACGCAGCCAAAGCAGCUGUCCGUCAUCUUGCAGCCAGUCUGGCAGUAGAAUGGGCGCACGCACACAUCAGAGUCAACUGCAUCUCUCCUGGUUACAUGCUGACAGCAUUGACACGAAAAAUCCUCAAUGACAAUCCGGAACUUAACAAGACUUGGACUUCACUGAUUCCAGUCGGAAAAAUGGGUUCCCCAGAAGACCUGCAAGGUGCGGUGGUGUACCUUCUUAGUGAUGCUAGCCGUUAUGUCACUGGUGCCGAUCUUCGAGUUGAUGGAGGGUAA